AUGUCGUCAGAGGCCGUGCAGGGCCGAAAGGUAUGGACGCCUCCCCAGGGAAAAACGCGUAUAGAUCACUUCCGUGAGCGUGUGAAUAAACAGCAUGGACUUGACCUUCAAGACUACGCAGCAUUGCACAAAUGGAGCAUCACACACACGGGCCCCUUCUGGCAAGCCGUGUGGGACGACAUGGAAAUUGUCGCGAGCCAGCCUGCCGUGGAAGUGAUCCCAGAGAAUGCGCCCAUGUUCCCACCUGCCGAAUGGUUUUCGGGUGCUCGCCUGAACGUGGCCGAAAACCUGCUCAAGCACGGUCGUGACGAUGACGUGGCUCUCAUCGCUUGCACAGAACGCGAGGACGAUACGCGCCGCAUGACCUACAGGGAGCUGCGUCGUCAUGUAGCCUCUGCCACGCGUGCGCUACGAAAGCUGGGAAUCAAGCCGGGUGAUACGGUGGCCAGCUACUCGAGUAACUCGCCAGAAAACCUCAUUGCGUUCCUCGCUUCGAGUGCCGUCGGCGCGGUGUGGACGAGUGUGGCCCCCGAUUUUGGCACGGCCGGCGUGUUGGAGCGUCUGCUGACAGUGCGGCCCCGCGUUCUUUUUAGCGUCAAUGCCGUGUUGUACAACGGCAAGCUCCACGACCAUACUGAAAAGCUCAACUCGACGAUCGUCGGUCUGCUGGCGGAUCGGUCCAAGCCCGACACAGAGGCAGAGCCGGCGGACGGUGAGCGUCAGACCAAGCGUCCUCGUCUGCAUGCGUCCGAGUCUGUCUUGGAGCAUGUGAUUGUGGUACCCUAUGGUGGCUCUCAUCCUGAGAAAGAGCAACGCAAAACGGGCGUCGAGUCCAUGGCCCAAGAUGGGGAUCUUCAGCGCCACCUAUGGUCGGACUUUCUCGCCAGCGGAGAAGGCAGCGAUACAAUCGAGUUCGAGCAGCUUGACUUCAACCACCCGCUGUGGAUCCUGUUCUCGUCGGGCACAACCGGAAAACCCAAGGCUAUCACUCACCGCGCGGGGGGCAUGCUGAUUCAGUUUGGCAAGGAGCAUCUGCUGCACGGUGGCUUGACGCGCGAAGAUGUCUUUUUCCAGCACACUACGAUAGGCUGGAUGAUGUGGAACUGGCUGGUGGGCGCUUUGCUGGGCGGCUGCUCCGUGGUAUUGUACGACGGUUCGCCAGCCUUCCCGACAGGUAUUCUUUGGGAGCGCGCCGCGGAACUGGGUAUAACCGUGUUUGGCACGUCGGCUGCCUACUUGUCACUCAUCGAGCGCCGCAACUAUGUACCUACCGAACUGCAUGACAAGCUCAAAGUGCGCAUGAUUCUGUCGACCGGCUCGCCACUACGUGCCGAGCUGUACCUGUAUGCGGAGAAGCUGGUCGGACGGCCGGUCAUGGUAGGCAGUAUUACGGGUGGCACAGAUCUCUGCUCGCUCUUUGCUGACCACAACGUGAGUCUACCAGUCUAUGCAGGUGAGCUUCAGUGCCUUGGUCUCGGUAUGGAUGUUGAUGUGUUCGACGCUCAGGGCCAAUCUCAGCCCGACAUGGUCGAGGGCGAUCUGGUAUGCAAGAAGCCUUUUCCCGCGCAGCCGCUCGGAUUUUGGCACCAGCCCAACGAGCGCUACCGUGACAGUUACUAUACCCAGUACCCAGGCGUGUGGUACCACGGUGACUUGGUCAUGCGCUCUCCGCGUGGUGGUCUGAUCAUGCUCGGUCGCUCCGACGGUAUUCUCAAUCCUAGUGGAAUCCGCUUUGGCAGUGCAGAAAUCUACGAAGUGCUUGAGAGCUCCGAGGCUACAUCUGAAACUUCACCUCUGUCUAAGAUUACCGAUUCACUUGUGGUUGCGUUGAAAACGCCUGCCAAGGACGAUGAAGUGGUGGUCCUGUUCCUGGUCGUGGCUGAGGAUGCAGACUGGGACUCUAUCGUGACCAGCGCAAAAGCCCUCAUCCGCAAACAGCGCAGUGCGCGCCACGUACCUGCCUAUAUACGCCGUGUGGGUGGCUGCCCCAAGACCCUUAAUGGAAAGCGCGUCGAGGUGCCAGUGAGAAAGUUGAUCAACGGUGCUCCUAUCAGCACUAUUAACCAGGCGACUCUUCUGAACCCAGAAGUCCUCCCUGAAUACAUUGAGGUUGGCGAACAACUCCGCUCAGACCUGGCCAGUGCGAAGAGCGCGCAGGGCCCAGCGGCCGCGCCGGUCCCGGCUCCAGCGCCCUCGGCGGGAGCCUCGUAG
This is a messenger RNA of Malassezia sympodialis ATCC 42132, 2211 nucleotides long. RefSeq lists its product as uncharacterized. The record is from RefSeq and is a predicted model, not a curated record. Gene Ontology annotation, molecular function: acetoacetate-CoA ligase activity. NCBI's taxonomy places the organism in Eukaryota, Fungi, Basidiomycota, Malasseziomycetes, Malasseziales, Malasseziaceae.